ACACACACACACACACACACACACACACACACACGAAAAGACAGAAACUCUGUAACAUCUAACAAUGGCAGGAGGCAGCCUCGAAGAGAUCAAGAAGGAGAAUGUCGACCUCGAGCGAAUACCGAUAGAUGAAGUGUUCAGAGAAUUGAACUGUACAAAAGAGGGUUUGACGAGUGAGGAGGGGCAAAAGAGAAUCGCAGUUUUUGGGCUCAACAAGCUAGAAGAGAAGAAGGAAAGCAAGUUUCUUAAAUUCCUGGGCUUCAUGUGGAAUCCUCUCUCAUGGGUCAUGGAAGCAGCUGCUAUCAUGGCUAUCGUUUUGGCCAAUGGAGGGGGCCAACCACCAGAUUGGCAAGAUUUCGUAGGAAUUGUGGCAUUGCUCAUCAUAAACUCCACUAUUAGUUUCAUAGAAGAAAACAAUGCAGGUAAUGCUGCUGCAGCACUUAUGGCAAGCCUUGCAUUGAAAACUAAGGUUUUAAGGGAUGGAAGGUGGACUGAACAGGAUGCAUCUGUGUUGGUACCUGGAGAUGUAAUCAGCAUCAAGUUAGGAGACAUUAUUCCCGCAGAUGCUCGUCUCUUAGAAGGAGACCCUCUGAAGAUUGACCAGUCUGCACUUACAGGUGAGUCUUUGCCGGUUACGAAGAACCCAUCUGACGAAAUCUUCUCGGGGUCGACCGUGAAGCAAGGAGAGAUUGAGGCUAUUGUGAUUGCUACUGGAGUACACACCUUCUUUGGAAAAGCUGCUCACUUGGUUGAUAGCACUAACCAAGUAGGGCACUUUCAAAAGGUAUUAAAUUUUCUUUCUCUGUUGAUGAAUUGGGAUUGCUGCUACUUUUUUUGUGGCCAGGUGUUGACGGCCAUUGGAAACUUCUGCAUUUGUACAAUAGCAAUUGGGAUUAUUAUAGAGAUUGUAGUGAUGUACCCAAUACAACAUCGCAAGUAUAGGAGUGGAAUUGACAACCUCUUGGUGCUUCUUAUCGGAGGGAUUCCAAUUGCCAUGCCAACUGUCUUAUCGGUAACGAUGGCUAUUGGUUCUCACAGGUUGUCACAACAAGGUGCUAUCACUAAGAGGAUGACAGCCAUUGAGGAGUUGGCUGGGAUGGAUGUUCUAUGCAGUGACAAGACUGGCACCCUCACACUCAACAAGCUCACAGUUGACAAGAGCUUGGUCGAGGUUUUUGUAAAAGAUAUAGACAAGGACACUUUAAUAUUGCUUGGAGCUAGAGCCUCAAGGGUGGAGAAUCAAGAUGCUAUUGAUGCUUGUAUUGUUGGAAUGUUGGGUGACCCGAAGGAGGCCAGAGAUGGCAUCACCGAGGUGCAUUUUCUUCCCUUCAAUCCAGUGGACAAGCGUACGGCCAUAACAUACAUUGAUUCUGCAGGCAAUUGGCACAGAGUAAGCAAAGGAGCACCAGAACAGAUUGUAGAACUUUGUCAACUCAAAGAAGAUGUAAAGAAAAAAGUUCACUCCAUUAUUGAUAAGUUUGCUGAACGUGGUUUGCGUUCUCUUGCCGUAUCAAGACAGGAAGUUCCGGAAAAGACCAAGGAGAGUCCAGGAGCGCCAUGGCAGUUUGUGGGUCUCUUACCACUCUUUGAUCCUCCAAGGCAUGACAGUGCAGAGACUAUCAAACGUGCUCUUCAUCUUGGAGUGAAUGUGAAGAUGAUUACUGGUGAUCAGCUAGCUAUUGGAAAGGAGACUGGCCGUAGGCUUGGCAUGGGAAGCAACAUGUAUCCUUCUUCCUCACUCCUUGGUGACAAUAAGGAUGAGUCUAUUGCUACAUUGCCAAUUGACGAGCUCAUUGAGCAGGCUGAUGGCUUUGCUGGCGUCUUUCCGGAGCACAAAUAUGAGAUAGUGAAGCGACUACAAGAUAGGAAACACAUAUGUGGAAUGACUGGAGAUGGUGUGAAUGAUGCUCCUGCAUUGAAAAAGGCAGACAUUGGGAUUGCAGUGGCUGAUGCAACUGAUGCAGCUCGAGGUGCAUCUGACAUAGUUUUGACAGAACCUGGUUUAAGUGUGAUUAUUAGCGCAGUGUUGACAAGCCGAGCCAUUUUCCAAAGAAUGAAGAACUACACCAUCUAUGCAGUUUCUAUAACAAUCCGAAUUGUGCUGGGCUUUCUCUUACUUGCUCUUAUCUGGAAAUUUGAUUUCUCACCUUUUAUGGUUCUGAUCAUUGCCAUACUAAAUGAUGGGACCAUCAUGACCAUUUCUAAGGACAGGGUCAAGCCAUCACCUACUCCAGAUUCAUGGAAACUCAAUGAGAUUUUCGCCACUGGAAUAGUACUUGGAUCCUACUUGGCUGUUAUGACUGUCGUCUUCUUCUGGGCCGCUCAUGCUUCAGAUUUCUUCACAGAAAAAUUCGGGGUGAAAUCUAUCAGAGAAAAUGAUAGAGCACUAACAUCAGCCGUUUACCUUCAAGUGAGUAUUGUGAGUCAGGCUCUCAUCUUUGUUACUCGGUCAAGAAGCUGGUCUUACGUUGAACGCCCUGGUUUGUUGCUGAUGGGAGCCUUUCUCAUAGCACAAUUGAUCGCCACGAUAAUAGCGGUGUAUGCAAACUGGGGAUUUGCAGAUAUAGAAGGAAUCGGAUGGGGAUGGGCAGGAGUAAUAUGGAUUUACAGCAUUAUCUUCUACGUUCCUUUGGAUUUUCUGAAAUUCAUAAUCCGAUAUGCACUGAGUGGGAAGGCAUGGAACAAUAUUACUGAGAACAGGACCGCUUUCACAACGAAGAAGGAUUACGGGAGAGGCGAAAGAGAAGCUCAAUGGGCCACAGCUCAACGUACCCUCCACGGGCUCAAUCCUCCUCAAACAGAGCAAACCCUCAAUGACAUGAGCUCCUAUGGCGAACUAUCUGAACUCGCAGAACAAGCAAGGAAACGCGCUGAAGUUGCAAGGUUGAGGGAGCUUCACACGUUGAAGGGUCACGUGGAAUCGGUGGUGAAACUGAAGGGGCUUGACAUAGACACGAUUCAGCAACACUACACAGUUUGAAAGAGAGAAACAAGAAGCUUUUUAGUUUUGACCGACGAUAGGUUUAGAGGAGAAAAAUUAGAUUGACUUUGGUUAAAGUGUCAUUGUAAUAAGGUUGUCCGUUUUGAACAUUCUUCUAUUGAAUUGGCCCUUUUAUAGGGCAUGGUCUCCAAAGCCUAUGAGAUUGUGCCCCAAGCAAUCCAAGGUUGGUACUUGGUAUCGUUAAGAGACCCAAUAAUUUUGCCCCAGUAGUUCGCUAGCGGUUCACUUUAUUCUUUGAUUUAUUGUGCUGUCUAUGAGGGAUAAAUCAAUAAACUUACUUUUUGUAUUUCUUCA
This is a messenger RNA of Prosopis cineraria, 3295 nucleotides long. RefSeq names its product plasma membrane ATPase-like. Bases 65 to 2980 code for a protein of 971 amino acids. Gene Ontology annotation, biological process: regulation of intracellular pH; proton export across plasma membrane. Gene Ontology annotation, cellular component: plasma membrane. Gene Ontology annotation, molecular function: ATP hydrolysis activity; ATP binding; P-type proton-exporting transporter activity. The transcript has 15 exons. Lineage: Eukaryota; Viridiplantae; Streptophyta; Magnoliopsida; Fabales; Fabaceae. The record is from RefSeq and is a predicted model, not a curated record.